GGGGGGCAGAAUUCUUCCUCUCUUCAGCCAAACACUUCCUGAGACUGGAUGGAAGGAGAGAGAGUUUUACUCUUCCCCGGAACUUUCACUUUCAUUUGCUGUGCUAUGCCAAAGAGGACAACCGCAGCGAGGGAGGAGGAGUGCUCACAGAUCGUGACACUUUGCAGAAACUGGUCAGCCCCGUCUUUGCUUCCUGUAUCCAAUCAGAAGAGAAUUGACUCACCUUCCUUCUCCUAGAGGCCAUUUUUCCUCCUUCUGCAAACCUUUGACUGGGAGGGGCCAAGAUGUCCAACAGUGUCUGCUGCAAAUUGGUUGACUACUUGGAGGAGCUCACAGAGGAGGAAUUCAAGAGAUUUAAGAUGCACCUUGAAGACUACCCACUGGAGCAAGGCUACAAGCCGAUCCGGCACUGUAAGAUCGAGAAGGCCGACCUCAUUGAAAUAGCACGGCUCAUGGUCAGGGCCUACGAGGAGGCUAAAGCAUUGCAGAUGACAGUCAACAUCCUCGACCGAAUAAAUAGAAAGGAUCUGUCGGCAAAAGUCAAACAAGAGAUGCCAGCGUUUUUCCUGCAGCCUACGAAAGCAGCGGCCUCGACCAGGGAAGAAAAAAGAAAACGGGAAGAAAGGUUGCUGUCCAGUAUCACUGACAAGUUUUGCGGGACUCAAAAGAAAGUGGAAGUCACACUGGAUCCCAAGACAGCCUUCCCUACCCUCAUCCUUUCUGAAGAUCGGAAAAGUGUGUACCUGGGCAGCCAGGCCCAGGUUCUUCCUGACAACCCUGAGCGCUUCAAUUUUUCGCCCUGUGUCCUCGGAGCAGAAGGCAUCACCUCUGGGACUAUGGAAUGGGUGGUAGAGGUGGGCAAGGCCAAAGCAUGGGCCAUCGGUGCAGUCCGGGAAUCCAUAGGGAGAAAAUGGUACCAAUAUAUCAAAGUUACUGAGGGGUUUUGGGCGCUGCAGCUGAUUGAGGGAGAAUACAUGGCCUCUACCUCUCCUUCCACUGUCCUUCCGCUGUGGAAAUCCCUGCGACGGAUCAAGAUACGCCUGGAGUAUGAUUUUGAAAUCCUCUCCUUUUAUGACGCCGACUCCAUGGAACCUAUUUUUACUUUCAAUUAUCCUUUCUCUGAGAGGAUGUUUCCCUUUUUCCAGGUCUGGGAUACUGAGAUCCCCCUGAAAAUCUCAUAAGGGCACAUUUUAAAGAUGUCUUAGGCUGUAAUCCUACACUAGGGCUGUGUACCACAUGUUCCUGUUUGCUCCGCAGCCGGUGUGCUUCCUGUUGUGUAUUGAGUCAAAGGAUUUUAUAUCUGUAUUAUUAUUGUCUGUAUUUGCAUUAGGAUAAAGUAACUGCCUUUUGGUUCCAGAGGGUACAGCUACUAUUGGUUCAUUUAAGCUGCCCUAUUUGGAUCCUCUGUCUUAUUGGUUUUCUCCAAAAGGCAGCACUGUGAUUGCCUGAUAUUGUUCCCUCCAAAAUGUAUCCCUUUCUAGCUAGUCCCCUGUCCCUAUAAAUGUAGCUUUGCUCUCCUCAGA
Zootoca vivipara (common lizard) is the source of this 1523-nucleotide messenger RNA. Its product is annotated as E3 ubiquitin-protein ligase TRIM7. NCBI's taxonomy places the organism in Eukaryota, Metazoa, Chordata, Lepidosauria, Squamata, Lacertidae. Gene Ontology annotation, molecular function: protein binding. The record is from RefSeq and is a predicted model, not a curated record.